Trifolium pratense (red clover) is the source of this 3673-nucleotide messenger RNA. RefSeq names its product GATA zinc finger domain-containing protein 14-like. The record is from RefSeq and is a predicted model, not a curated record. The coding region runs from base 283 to 3447 and encodes 1054 amino acids. Gene Ontology annotation, biological process: protein transport. The transcript has 7 exons. Lineage: Eukaryota; Viridiplantae; Streptophyta; Magnoliopsida; Fabales; Fabaceae.
AAAUAACUACUAAUUUCGUCACCAACGUAUAAAAAGGUUUUUUCCACUCGUAUUUGUUUGUUUCGUAGAAAGUUCAUUAUACCCAAUUAAUUAAUUUAUACUCUUUCUUUCUUCGUUCGCAAGAUCCAAUUCUUCUUCGUCUUCUCAAAAAUAUUCUUCUUCUCAUAUUGUUCUUAUUCUUUCAUUCUUUCUUUUCAUAAAACAGAAUCAUCACUAAUCAAUAAUUAAGAUUCCUAAAUCCUUCUUAAUCUUCUUAAUCUUCCAUCCCAGUUUACACAGAGCAUGUUGCAUAGAAGUUUCAAACCUGCCAAGUGCAAAACGGCAUUGAAGCUUGCCGUUUCCAGGAUAAAGCUUUUGAGGAAUAAGAGAGAAGCGCAGGUGAAGGUACUGAAAAGGGAAUUGGCUAAAUUGCUUGAGAAUGGUCAGGAUCAAACUGCGAGAAUUCGGGUUGAACAUGUUGUGAGGGAGGAGAAGACGAUGGCAGCAUAUGAACUUGUUGAGAUAUACUGUGAACUUAUCGCAGCUCGCAUGCCCAUGAUUGAAUCACAAAAAAAUUGCCCCAUUGAUUUGAAGGAAGCAGUUGCUAGUGUAAUAUUUGCAACUCCUAGAUGUUCCGACAUACCUGAGCUUGCGGAUGUGAAGAAGCAUAUGACGUCAAAGUAUGGAAAAGAAUUUGCAUCAGCAGCAAUUGAAGUACGCCCUAACUGUGGUGUGAAUCGCUUGUUGGUUGAGAAAUUGUCUGUUAAAGCACCUGAUGGGCCAACUAAGAUAAAAAUACUGACUGCAAUAGCUGAGGAGCAUAAUAUCAAAUGGGAACCCAAGUCAUUUGGAGAAGAUGAUACAAAGGCUUCUCAAGACUUGCUGGAUGGGCCAAGUACUCUUCAGAAAGCUGCUUAUGAGGAACCUUUUCAAGUCAAUGUUCCACCACCUGUUCAUGAUGAAAAGGGUCCUCCUAAUUCACAUUCUAGCUCACAACCUAAACCAACGCAUGAUGCAUAUACAAGUUCAUAUGAGCAGAGUGCAAAUGCAGAUGCUAGAAAGGAUAGUGGCAUUAACUCAACAACAUCAGGCAUGCCUAAUACUGAAACCAGAUCUUCAGGAUUCUUUUUCGCAGGAGUUGGAGGCCAGGGAGUGGAUUUUAGAGAACCAUAUUCUGAAAACAGGAGUUCAUUUCCUCCCAGCAGGCAGAAUUGGAACAUGGAAUUCAAGGAUGCUGCCUCUGCUGCGCAGGCUGCUGCAGAAUCUGCUGAUCGUGCAACAAUGGCUGCAAGAGCAGCUGCAGAAUUUUCAAAUCGUGAAAACAUAACAAGGCAGCAUUCAAGUGGAUCACAUAGCUCUCCUCGUAGGGGGUCAAGAGAUGAAGCAUCAAAAGACUAUGCUUUUCAUGAUGGGAAACAUCUUUCUCCUGGUUCUGUUAAUAGCACCAUCCGUAAAAGCAGUUCUGGGAUGCACAACGAACAAAGCACCUCUGGAGAACAACAUAAUCUGGGUGGAAUGCCCAAUGAAAAUUACAGGAAUAGUCGACCGAAUGUGGUGAAAGAUCCCCGCGCAGCUUCAAUAGUAGGUCGUGCUGUUGGUGAUGAUGAUAACCCAUUUACCCAUGAUUCUCCGAUGGCUGAUACAUACCACCACAAUAACUUGUUUAAGCAAGAGAGCAGCGACUUAUAUGCGAUGAGUAUGAAAAAGCAAGCAAGCAGAGAUGAAGAUUUUGGGACUGAACAUCAUGCUGAUGGUGAGAUGAAUACUGAAAACAAUUAUCACUUUGAACAUGCAAGGACAAAUAGACAAUCUGGACACUCUUCCUCUUCUCAUCUCUUUAUUCCAAGUGACGACGAUCACAAUGAUAAUUUGAACUCAAAUGACUGGACGAUUGGGAACAAGGCUGCGGAAGACCUUUUUGUUAAUGAAGUAAACACACAGACAAACACUAUAGAACCAAGUUCUUAUAAUGAUACUUCUGUUGUAUUUGAUGAUUCCGAAUCAGAUGAUGGUGAUUAUAAAUUUGAUGAUGAUAAGAAAUACAAUGGUGGUGGAUCUGGGUUGUUCCUCUCAUCUCCUAGUAGCAAAUUCCAAGUUGAUCCAUUGGAAAAUACGAAUUCUUGGAGCCACGGACAAAACACUGGUGUGCAAGAGACGAGUUCUGGUACACAAUCACAUUUUUCUGUGAUUUCUGAAAAAUUUACGACGUCUCAAGUUUCUUUUGAAAAAGAAGACCCAUUGCCUGCCACUUUUGAUGAUUCAGAUGACCCAGGUUCAGAUAGUGAGACAGAUCUUGUUAAGUCUAGAGUUUCUAGGACCUAUGAUGAUGAAAAUUCUGUCCUUGAUCAGAUUGCAAACCACGGGGCUCUAGGGUCCUCAUCAGGAAAGGGUAAGAAUCUUGGUACUGACAGAAAUUCUUGGUCGUCACCAUCUUCAGUCGGUUCAGAUUAUGUGGAAGAGCAGUCUGGGAAAAAGGUAGAUGUCACUAAUAUGUCAGAAACAAAUUAUGGUUAUGAUGACGUGCCAACUAGUGAGCCGUCUUCAACAGGAAGAAACUCUACAUUGGGUUUGGGUUCCAAGACAGAUAUCCAUACAUUGAAGUCACCUGAUAAUUAUGAUGAUACUGAAACUUUGGAGAAAUCUCAUAUAGAAAGUGGUAUGGAAUUAAGCUAUGGAGCAUUGAAGGGGGGUUUUCGCAAUAAAGGUUAUACGCGGCCACCUUAUAUUAAGAAAUCAGAUGAUAUUUCAACUUCAUUGGGAAACACUUCAAUCCAGAAUCAAAGAUUGCCUACAGUGAGGACUUCAACCAGUUUUGAUGCUCCUGUUCAGGACAAAUAUACACCCGAAGUGAGCAGAGGAAAUAGAAAUGUGGUCUUGAAAGCACACAACAAAUCUUCUGAUUCUAAUAGUUAUGACCUGGUUGCAGACUCACAAGAGACCUCUACUACUCAUGAACCUCGCGUUCAGAAUGAGCAGAGUGAACCAAAAAAGAAAUCAAGCUCACGGGCAUCGAUUCCCUUCUUUGAUUCCGAUGAUAGUGAAUCUGAGGCUGAACGUCAUAGACAGAAUUCAGCUAGUGUUGCACGUCCUAUUAGUAGAGUAUCUCGUAGAACAUCAGCUUCUCCAAAAACUAGUACAGGUUCAAAUUCUAACCAUGCUGCUUUAUCUGAGGUUCCCAUGACUCCUGCUGGUUCAAGGCUUGGAUGGAAAUCUUCAAGGGCUUCUUCUGAAAAUCAGGGGGGAUCUAAUCCUGGAUCAGCAGAAAAUGUAGCUUCAAAACCAAUUUCAGAACCAAAUAGACCCUUAGAUGAGCAAAUUGUGAAUUCAUCUUCAAAUUCUCUUCCUAAUACAGUGAUACAAGAUAGUGACACCCCAUCUAAGCAGAAAGCAGAUCAUGUUCAUCCAAAGUUACCUGAUUAUGAUUCCUUUGCUGCCCAUUUCUUGUCUCUUAAGAAAGGUCGUCCAUGAAUAUCACUCGCUUUCACCAACCAAUAUAGCUCCUCUUACGUAGUUUUGUUAUAGAUACGUGAUUUUAGAUUCAAAAUACUUGAGGAAUAAAGAUGUUGCAUGUAUUUUUUGUGUGUAAAUUGACUCAGAGUAUAAGAUUUAACCAUCUCAUUUUUGUACAUCUCUAUUUCAGUUUCAGGACUACUAUAAAUGGUUGAAUAUUCUAUUGCUUUUUAUUGUAUUAUUA